This is a messenger RNA of Henningerozyma blattae CBS 6284, 1527 nucleotides long. Its product is annotated as UTP--glucose-1-phosphate uridylyltransferase. Bases 1 to 1527 code for a protein of 508 amino acids. The record is from RefSeq and is a predicted model, not a curated record. Lineage: Eukaryota; Fungi; Ascomycota; Saccharomycetes; Saccharomycetales; Saccharomycetaceae. The transcript has a single exon. Gene Ontology annotation, biological process: UDP-alpha-D-glucose metabolic process; glycogen metabolic process. Gene Ontology annotation, molecular function: UTP:glucose-1-phosphate uridylyltransferase activity. Gene Ontology annotation, cellular component: cytoplasm.
AUGGUGAUCACUUCCAAAAAACACAUCAAGACUCAAUCAACUUACAAUUUUGAAUCAUCAAAGAGUAAUGUAGCCACUUCUCAAAUGAGAAAUGCCCUUAAUAAAUUGACCGACUCCAUGCUUGAUGAUCCAGCAAUCUCGAAAGAUGAAAAAUUCAGGUUUGAAAAUGAAAUCGAUUCCUUUUUCACUCUUUUUAGAAGAUAUCUCGUGGAAAAGUCUUCUACUGCAAACACUUUGGAUUGGGAUAAGAUUAAAUCUCCAAACAAUGAAACGGAAGUGAUUAAUUAUGAUAGAAUCGUUUCCACUAAAGAUGAAAAUGUUUCGAAUUUAAAUAAAUUGGCUGUUUUGAAAUUAAAUGGUGGAUUAGGUACUUCAAUGGGUUGUGUAGGUCCCAAAUCAGUCAUUGAAGUUAGGGAAGGUAAUACUUUUUUAGACUUGGCUGUGAGACAAAUUGAACAUUUAAAUACAAAAUAUGAUUCAGAUGUUCCUUUAAUAUUGAUGAAUUCCUUUAAUACAGAUAACGAUACUCAACAUUUAAUCAAGAAAUAUUCAGGUAAUAGAAUUGAAAUCAAAUCGUUCAAUCAAUCAAGAUUCCCAAGAGUCUACAAAGAUACAUUAUUGCCAGUCCCAGAAUCUUAUGAUAGUGGAUUGGAAUGUUGGUAUCCACCAGGUCAUGGUGAUUUAUUUGAAUCUCUUUAUAACUCGGGGAAACUUGACGAAUUGAUUGAGCAAGGGAAAGAAAUUUUAUUUAUUUCCAAUUGUGAUAACCUUGGUGCUACUGUAGAUUUGAAAAUUUUAAAUCAUUUAAUUGAAUCUGGAGCAGAAUAUUUAAUGGAAUUGACCGAUAAGACAAGAGCUGAUGUUAAAGGUGGUACUUUAAUCAAUUAUGAUGGUGAAAUUAGAUUAUUAGAAGUUGCACAAGUACCUAAGGAACAUAUUGAUGAAUUUAAAAAUAUUAGAAAAUUUAAAAAUUUUAAUACAAAUAACCUUUGGGUAAAUUUAAAAGCCAUUAAAAGAUUGGUAGAAAAUGAUGAUUUGAAAAUGGAAAUUAUCCCCAAUAAAAAAUUCAUCAAAAGAAAUAAUCAAGAAAUUGAAGUAUUACAACUAGAAACUGCGUGCGGUGCAGCUAUCCGCUAUUUCAAAGGAGGUCAUGGGAUCGUUGUACCAAGAUCAAGAUUCUUACCGGUAAAGACAUGUUCCGAUUUAUUGAUGAUUAAAUCAGAUUUGUUCUAUUUGGAACACGGUACCCUAAAGAUCGAUAACGAAAGGUUCGGACCAAAUCCUUUAAUCAAGUUAGGUUCUCAUUUCAAGAAAGUUAAUGAUUUCCAAUCACGAAUUCAACAUAUACCAAAAUUAUUAGAACUUGAUCAUCUAACUAUCACAGGGAAUGUCUUUUUAGGUAAAAACGUCACUUUGAAAGGAACUGUCAUUAUAGUCUGUUCAGAUGGUGAAAAGAUAGAUAUUCCAAAUGGUUCAAUCUUGGAAAAUGUAGUAAUUACAGGUAAUUUGCAAAUCUUGGAACAUUAA